AUGAGAGCGGCUCCCCAGGGAGCCACCAGGGCCUCCGUGUCCUGGCCCAUCCUCCUAAACCUCCUCCAUUCUAGAAAAGAAGCAACGGAGAAUGUUUUAGAGUCACCUGCUGUGAGCCCCUUGGGACCUCCAGGCGUACCCGGCAAGCUCUCACUACUUCUCAUCCCCACUAAGGGGCCUCCGAUUUUCCCUGAGAAGUGCGACUUCGGUGCCCGGCAACAUCCACCUAGGAGUGGCCCCCAUGGGUCGGGCUCGGCCCUGACCCUGCAGACGAUCCCGCUGACCACGGUGCUGACCAAUGGGCCUCCUGCCAGUACUACUGCUCCCACUCAGCUCGUUCUCCAGAGUGUUCCAGCGGCCUCUACUUUCAAGGACACCUUCACUUUGCAGGCCUCUUUCCCCCUAAACGCCAGUUUCCAAGACAGCCAGGUGGCAGCCCCAGGGGCUCCACUGAUUCUCAGUGGCCUCCCCCAACUUCUGGCUGGGGCCAACCGUCCGACCAACCCAGCGCCACCCAUGGUCACAGGGGCUGGACCAGCAGGGCCCAGCUCUCAGCCCCCUGGGACUGUCAUUGCUGCCUUCAUCAGGACUUCUGGCACUACAGCAGCCCCUGGGGUCAAGGAGGGGCCACUGAGGUCCUCCUCCUAUGUUCAGGGUAUGGUGACGGGGGCCCCCAUGGAGGGGCUGCUGGUUCCUGAAGAGACCCUGAGGGAGCUCCUGAGAGAUCAGGCUCAUCUUCAGCCACUUCCAACCCAAGUGGUUUCCAGGGGUUCCCACAAUCCGAGCCUUCUGGGCAACCAGACUUUGUCUCCUCCCAGCCGCCCCACUGUUGGGCUGACCCCGGUGGCUGAACUUGAGCUCUCCUCAGGCCCAGGGCCCCUGUUGAUGGCUGAGCCUAGUGUGACCACAUCUGGGAGCCUUCUGACAAGAUCCCCCACCCCAGCCCCCUUCUCCCCAUUCAACCCUACUUCCCUCAUUAAGAUGGAGCCCCAUGACAUGUAAGCAAAGGGGUCAGGGCAAGUGUGACCCACCAGGCAAAACUGAGCAGCAUUUUCAUAGGGACCGACUUCAGUAGCACACCUGCCCCUGCAUUUCAGUGGGAUGUCAACACACUUCACCCCCAGUUCCCCGGCCCUGCCUGGUGUCACUGUGGCCAAACAGUGCCCAGCUUAAGCAUCCCUGGCAUCAGACUAUGGCCUUCAAGAGCACUAGGGGAUAUGCUUUUGGCAGCAUAAUGGGCUGACUUGGUGAUGGAGGGAAAAACCCUUGAGCCAAGCAGAAGUUUGUGACCAGGGUCUGUGCAGCAGUUUCGUGAGAAGAGCCCUUCUCCUUGGCUCUAUCUCACUGGCUGCAUUCCCUACACAGGGAAUUUACUACCCCAUAUGUGACUAUCCCUGUAUGUACUUGUGUGUACUUGUUGGUCUGUAUCUUAGUUUCUUUGGGGAGGACAGGGCUGUAGCUGUGAGGUCUUGUCUCCAAAGGUGUGUGUAUGUCUCCGUGGAUCAGCCCACAGGGAUAGGGAUUUUGUUUUUAAGGGAAAGCAUUCUCUAAUUCCCUUUAUUCAUGCCAAGAUUCAGUUGCUCUGAGACUAUGGGGUACAAGUUUGAUCCCCCGAAUCUGGAGAUGUUGUAGAGCUAGAACGAGUGCAGAGUAGGAACGCUUUGAUGCGCAUGCGCAUUGGGGAAGAUGCGCUCCUCAGGGACACGAAGGCCGAGUAGGAUAAAACCAUGACGGGAGGGAAGGGAAGUCAGCUCUGGGAGCAGCACUCACUGGCUGGACCAAGGUACUCUUCCUAGAGUUUGCUGUGUUAGCAACCACAGUCACCACGCGGUCAGGCUGGAAUCUUGGGCCACCCCAGAGUGCUUUGCUGAAGGAUUAGACAGGGGUAAAGUGCCCUCCAGCCUCAGAGUUAGCCACAAAGCCCCCAGUCAGAGCUGAAUUCAUUGAAUAUUUGUGCCUCGGGCUUGGGCUGUUUGUGUGAUACCAGCCCCCCGCCAGACAAUAGCCUUUGCUGACACCCCAGCCUACUUCCCCGAUCCUGGGCUCCCUCUUGAUUACUUUUUGACAUUUUCCAGCUGUCAGGCGUCACUGGGGCUAGCCCAGCAGCGACCUAUAUGGGGCCCACCCCCAUUCCUGCUCAAGCAUGGGCACCUACCACAUGGUUUCUGCUGCUCAGCCUGCCUGCAACUCACCUCAAAGGCGAACCAGCCUGCCUCUAUGAUGACUGCAGCAGACCUCCUCGGGUGGACCGAUGCCCCUCAUCUCCCACUUUCACACCUAACCCUGACUCCUUCACCAAGAAGACGGGAGUCGGCAGCCAGGAGUUCCCAUGGCACCUCUCUCUCUUCGUGGCUCCCUGCUUCCUCCUUCCCUCUUUCCAAGGAAGGGCCAACCUAUUCUCUCUCAAAGCCAACCCCUGGGCCAAGGGCCUGGAUCUCCUCCCCUCUCCCUUCUUUAAACGAGCUUGCUUCCCUCCUGCCAAGUUUGGGGGCAAGGCUAAGAAAUUUCAGCCACAGAAACAACUCUAUUAUGUGGUGACUUUGGGUAAUGUGAAUCAGUGCCUGAGGACCUUUGCUGUGUCCUUGGUACAAAACCAUCCACUUGACCUAACUACCUCCCCUGGCCGCGCUCUCGCUCUUCUCUUCUUUGCCAAGCCAAUUAUCACCCUCUCCCACUCUCUUCUCCCUGCCCCCUGGAGGGCACUGCGUUUAGUUGUGCAAAUUGUAUUUUCUAUGCGUGUUUCCAGCAGUUGGCAUUAAAGUGCCUUUUUCUAAUAAAAUCAGUUUAUGAUGACAGUU
Molecule: messenger RNA, 2798 nt
Organism: Piliocolobus tephrosceles (Ugandan red Colobus)
Lineage: Eukaryota; Metazoa; Chordata; Mammalia; Primates; Cercopithecidae
Gene: ELF4
Product: E74 like ETS transcription factor 4
Source: RefSeq, a predicted model, not a curated record